Molecule: messenger RNA, 321 nt
Organism: Lactuca virosa
Lineage: Eukaryota; Viridiplantae; Streptophyta; Magnoliopsida; Asterales; Asteraceae
Source: the annotation of a GenBank genome assembly
AUGGGUUCAUCACAGAUAGAGAAGGAGGGUAAAAAAGAAAUCCAACAAACACAAAUCGAAAUUGAAGAUGAAUCUUUUGAGAUUAAGGUACUGUUCUUUGCUCGAGCUAGAGAUCUAACUGGAAUGACUGAUAUGAAAAUGGAAGUGACAUCUGGUACUAGUGCUGGUGAUUGCUUAGAUAAACUUAUUGCAAAAUUUCCUGGCUUGAAAGAGCUUCGUGGAUGCAUGGUUCUGGCUUUGAAUGAGGAAUACACAACUGAAUCCGCACUUGUCAAGAAUAAAGAUGAGUUAGCCAUUAUACCUCCUAUAAGUGGAGGCUAG